Cyprinus carpio (common carp) is the source of this 3584-nucleotide messenger RNA. Its product is annotated as EF-hand domain-containing protein D2-like. NCBI's taxonomy places the organism in Eukaryota, Metazoa, Chordata, Actinopteri, Cypriniformes, Cyprinidae. Gene Ontology annotation, molecular function: calcium ion binding. The record is from RefSeq and is a predicted model, not a curated record.
GGUUUUGUGACCAUCACACGCACGAGCUUAUUUCACCGUCAGCGAUCACGGAGGCGUAGUCACACGCACGAGCGCUGUCUGUUUGAAUCACUUGCUUUACAGCCGCGUAUCACUUCAUAACGCUAUAAGUCGGAUGAUUUGCAUUUUAAAACGUAUUUAACCAAAUACUUAACUGAACCUUUAUAUGGACUGCGCUCUUUGCAGCAUUCUGCGUGUUUCCCCACUGUAUUUUCCCCGUAGAUAGUAGUUCGAUUUCAGAAGAAGACGAAAUGGCAACGGACGAGCUGUCAUCGAAGCUGAACCGCAGGCUGCAGAUAGAGGAUGGCGAGCACGAGCCGGUCGCCCUGGACGAGGCGCAUGAGAACGGAGCGCACGAGAAAGCGGCCACAACCAGCGCGGAUUCAGAGCUCGGGGCAAAACUGCAGCGGCGCGGGGAGCUCAACGAGGGCGUCGGUGAACACCAGCAGCCCAGCAUGAAGGUGUUCAACCCCUACACCGAGUUCAAGGAGUUCUCGAGGAAGCAGAUCAAAGACAUGGAGAAGAUGUUCAAACAGUAUGAUUCCGAGAAAGAUAACUUCAUCGAUCUGAUGGAGCUGAAGCUGAUGAUGGAGAAACUCGGUGCACCUCAGACUCACCUGGGCCUGAAGAACAUGAUCAAAGAAGUAGAUGAGGACUUGGAUGGCAAACUCAGCUUUAGAGAGUUUCUCCUUAUCUUCAGAAAGGCAGCAGCUGGAGAGCUGGCGGAGGACAGCGGGCUUCAUGUCUUGGCACGUUUGUCAGAGAUUGACGUGUCUACUGAGGGAGUGAAGGGAGCCAAAUCAUUCUUUGAGGCAAAAGUGCAGGCCAUUAACGAAUCAAACCGGUUUGAGGCUGAAAUCCGUCAGGAGCAGGAAGAGAAGAAGCGUCAGGCGGAGGAGAGGAAACAAAGACAAGCUGCUUUCAAAGAGCUAAAAUCAGCCUUCAAAUAACCUCAUCCACCUCGACAGCCUCGAUUUACUCAUCCACUUUUGUCCGUCUGUCUGUCAUCAGAGUCCCCUGCAAUCAGAGAUACUAUGCAAGGCUGUGAAAUGCUCCGAGAUCCAUGCAGAUUCAUCUUCCUGAGAAAGGGACACCUAUGUCGGUGUUGAAAUUGUCUGUUUUACCAUUGCCUGUUUCUCUCACUCACUCUCAGGCUUAAUUUAAAUGUGAAGCCAGACACUGAUCUCAAUACACUGGAUUGGAUUUGCUUUGUUUCAGUCACAUGUGUAUAUAUUUACUGUAGUUCAUUCUCCCCAUCGUUGCGUCAGUUUUGUUUUAGCUGGAAUGGCAUUUUAUCUUGUUCUCGUCGAUGAUUCAGUAGAUUAAAAUCUAACAUUUUAAAAGUGUUUUUUUUUUUUUUUUUUUAAUCAACUAGUACUCUCAGUAUGCCAUAUCCAGUCCGUUGUAUUCAUAUCAGUGGCAACUGCACUAGUGCAAAACAUCAUUUCCUGUUUCACUAGGAAAUGCUUUUCACUGUACCGUGACUAAUUAAAAUUUCCUUGCUGACCAUUUGAACAUGAGAAGACAAACAUUAGUAUACACCAGACCUCUGCUCUCAUUCACAGAUACAUUAGAUACUAAGAGCAUAAAAUAACUUAUAUUUUUACUGAGCAGAGAGAGAGAUGGAGAAGUGGUUUUGGGUGUAUGUGCAUGUGUGGUGAUGAUUGUAAUAGUGUUUGUUGAGUGUUUAUCAAUAUUUUCUUGCAUGGUCACUGUGACGUUUUUCCUACAUGGUUCUCUUUUAGUCUUUAAGGUGUUCAGUGCUAAAUGUGGCACAUACGAGGCAUGAAAUCCACCUCCUCAGGUUUUAUUUAAAAAGGGAUAGUUCCCCAAAAAAUCAUUUACUCACCUUUGUGUCUUUCCAAAGCUGUAUAACUUUCUAUUCUUUGGUGUUUCGCAGAAGAGUGAAGGUCAUACAGGUUUGGAACAACAUGUGGGUGAGUUUUCCCUUAAAGAGUUAACCAACUCAAUCAGUGUCUGGAUUGCAUAAUAUUAAUCAAAUUAUGACCAAUAUUACAAGCCUUUGCACAGCAGCCCAUGCUUCGUGAGAUGAGGUGAAAGCAAAUGUUUCAUGCUUAAAGACAUCAUUGGCUAAUGAAAUAUGCAUGGCUUUUCUGUAGAGCCAGAGCAUGUAUUCCAACAUCAAAAUGUCAGAAAUGUCAGUGUGUCUGAAAAGGAUCUAAUAUUUAAUUAUUUUGUUUUAAAAAUAGAAUGGGCUUCAACGUUUACUCUCACAUCUUCUGAAAAAUGAGGGAACAUUUCUAAUGAAAUCAUCCAAAGGUUUUGUGGUCAUGUGACGCAGUACACUGUGGCAAAGGUAACAGAUUCUAUGUAUAAAGACAAAUCUAUAUUUUCAUGUGAUGAAAAUUAAAAAUAAUUUUAGUUUUGUAUGGAAAAGGGGUCUUGUGAAAAGAAACAUUCUUAUUUUCUCAAUAUGAAAUUUGUUGCCUACAAUCUUGUCUCCCUUCGGUUCUUUGUAUAUCCGAUAUUCCUUAGGUUUUUCCAUUACAAUCUAAUCAGUAAAGGCAAAAUACCUUUAGUCUUUUCUAUAAUGGAGACAAUAUUGUUGGCAAUUGCUAUGCUUCACUGGUAAAUGUUCUUGUUUGAUCACUAGUUCUGUGGAAAUUCAAACAAUAAGUGUAUAAAUAUUUGUCUCCCAAUCUUUCCAGCCAUCCACAUCUUCUUUUUUUUUCAUUUGUUAUCUAUUGUUCAGUUUAGAAGUAAUUUAAAUAUUGUCUGUUAAGGGGUGAAUGUAGUAGUGUUAAUGUUAUUGAUUGGUGAAUGAGGAGUCGACUGAUGACACCAAUCAAACACCUGUUGUGUUCUUUUAGAAGCCAUAAACCAUUCUGUCAUUCCUUUUGAGAUUUUAACUGUUCCAUUGUCGUCGUGCCAAAUGAUUUCACACUUCUGUACUGUUAAGCUUAUUUUAGUGCAACAUUCCACUGUGAAAUUGCCUGAAAUCCAUCAGGAUACUUCUGAUCAACAGCCCCAGGAGAGAUUUAAAUUUAUAUGAGAACAGCUAAUUAGAAUUUAGACUGAACAUCACUGAUCCACAAUGUUAAAAAUUUAAAAAAGUAAUAACUCAUAAUUAAUCAGUAAAACCCCAUUUUAUGGUUUUGGUUUUUAUUAUUAAUGUUUACACGUCUGAAUGAUUACAUUAGAGCUUUGGCUGUAUUAACUGUAUUAAAUUUCUGUGGGAAAAAAAAAAAUGCUUUUUCCAAGGCAGAUAACACAAAAAGCACAACAUUUUUAAACAUUUAUUUUUCUUUUAUUUAAACUUUUCUGUGAAAUGUGAUGAUCAAAAAUGGCUGUGUAGUUAAACAAUUUCAUUUUAUGGCAUGUUUUUUUGUUUCAUUCAUCAUUCCAGUGAUUUGACAAUGGUUGAGAGGGCCUUGAAUCAUCUAUCUGUACCUUACUGUCGCUGUCUGUGUCAGUUGAAACUCGUGGUUAUGGUAUCAUACUCUUGUAGGCUUAUGAUAUGUGGCUUCUCUAAUAUGCACAUUUAUUUUAGAUUUUCUUACUAAAAUGUAUAAUUAUUCUUGUGACAAUAAAAAUACUUUUCAUUC